AUGAAUAUCAACUACGAUGCUCUAGCGCGGCGCGCUGGGCAGGCGAUAUUUCUGUGCGAGACGGAUGACCAAAUAGAAAGAAGCGAGAAUUGUGACAAUCUGGUCAUGGAUAAAGAAGCUCGUUCGUGCAGCCAUCCUAUAUUUUAUCCUCCCGAAGCUGGUUUGCCAAUUGGUGGUAGGACAGGAAAGAAGUAUCUUAAAGUUGAAAUUCACUACAACAAUCCCACUCUGCAAUCCGGCAUAAUCGAUGAUUCUGGCUUCGUGAUUUACGCUACUUCAAAACUCAGCACGCUUGCAUUGUCAGAUCGUGGUCAUAUAUGGCCUUUACGUUACCAACAACGAAGCUCUGCAAGCAAUCACAGGAAUGCUCGAUGA
Molecule: messenger RNA, 375 nt
Organism: Cooperia oncophora
Lineage: Eukaryota; Metazoa; Nematoda; Chromadorea; Rhabditida; Trichostrongylidae
Source: the annotation of a GenBank genome assembly